AACCAAAAUUUUCAUAUUUCAAAAAUGGUCAAAACUUAUACUACCGUGUUUCAAUGGGUUAUAAUCUAAUUUUCGUCCAAAAAAAUAAAAUAAAAAUUGGCAUUUGAGGUUUUUACCUUCCACUUAUGCGUGCAUGAUGGAGGAGCAAAGCUGACGUGUCUGCCGCGGUCAAGUCGUCAAACACUUAUUCCGGGAUUGAAAUCCAUACGCAAAGGGAUGCUGCAUUCUGUCUCGGUCUCAGAUACUGCUUUCUGGGGUGGGUCUCGGCCUCCGCGAAACCGACAUCGGCGAUCAUAAAUGGCGGGAAUAGUGGUGAUAUUUGACUUCGACCGGACGAUUAUCGACGGCGACAGCGAUAAAUGGGUGGUCACAGAGAUGGGUCUCACCCAGCUGUUCAGCGACCUUCGCUCUACUGUGCCUUGGAACUCACUCAUGGAUAGAAUGAUGAUGGAGCUCCACUCCCAAGGGAAAACAUCCUCAGACAUUGCUGGGUGCUUGAAAAGGGCUUUUAUACAUCCACAAAUCAUUUCAGCUAUUAAAGCAGCCCAUGCGUUUGGAUGUGACCUCAGGAUAAUUAGUGAUGCAAAUCAGUUUUUUAUUGAGACGAUCUUGGAACAGCAUGGUGUUUUGGGAUGCUUCUCACAUAUCUGCACAAACCCAAGCUUUGUAGAUGGACGAGGGAGGAUUAGGAUCUUGCCUUAUCAUGAUUUGAGUUUGCCUUCUCACGGCUGCAAUUUAUGCCCUUCAAAUUUGUGCAAGGGUCUGGUGAUUGACCAAAUCCAAGCUUGUGCUUCUGAAAGUGGGACUGGGAGAAGAAUUAUCUACCUGGGAGAUGGGAAUGGUGAUUUCUGCCCAACUCUGAGGCUUGAAAAGGGAGACUAUAUCAUGCCAAGGAAGAAUUUCCCUCUAUGGAAUCGCAUUCACGGCAACCGAAGACUUAUCAAGGCUGAAAUCCAUGAAUGGAGCAAUGGUGAGGAGCUUGAGAAGGUUCUUCAUCACCUCAUUAACACAAUAUCUACUGAAGAAGUCAGUUGCAGCAGCUCCGGUCAGCUUCAGACGGGGUCCCAAGAAGCAGCACCUCAAUCUCUCCUUGUUCCCUACUAAGCACUUGCAAAGCCAUUACCAAAAAGGAAAAAAAAAAAAAAAAAAAAAAAGGCACUGGCAAAGCAAACCAAUAAAAACAAUCCCGUGAUUUAGGAUUUGAUUAUGAAAUAUGAAUCAUCACAACUAGUAUGAAUUGAACUAGUUUUUAUUUCUACAUUGUUUUAGUGAGUUUGGAUACAUUUUUCUAGGAAGACUAACAUGAUGCUAUCCGGAUUAUAAAUAUAUAUAUAUAUAUAUAUACACGAAUAGAUUUUCUGA
Molecule: messenger RNA, 1362 nt
Organism: Ziziphus jujuba (common jujube)
Lineage: Eukaryota; Viridiplantae; Streptophyta; Magnoliopsida; Rosales; Rhamnaceae
Product: thiamine phosphate phosphatase-like protein
Exons: 4
Coding region: 298-1104 (268 amino acids)
Molecular function (GO): phosphatase activity
Source: RefSeq, a predicted model, not a curated record